This is a messenger RNA of Leguminivora glycinivorella, 4494 nucleotides long. RefSeq names its product hemicentin-1-like. NCBI's taxonomy places the organism in Eukaryota, Metazoa, Arthropoda, Insecta, Lepidoptera, Tortricidae. Bases 104 to 2587 code for a protein of 827 amino acids. The record is from RefSeq and is a predicted model, not a curated record. The transcript is spliced from 17 exons.
GGGUUCACUCUGUGCCGCAGCCGCAAAUAUGUAUUGGAGGCGAGGACGCGCAAACAAUCCCAGUGAAGAUGUAAUCUCACCGAUUUCGGAUGGUGUCUGAUUAAUGUUUUUAAAAACUGUUCGCUGGAGGAUGGAGUGGGUCCGGCCGAGCCCAGCCAGAGCUCUAUCCCUGUGGACGUUGUUAAUCUGCAGCUUCAAUAUCGCAGGUCUCCGGCCGUUGUCGAGUGUCCGGGCGGAAUCUCUGGACGUCGUCAAAGUGACAGGGGUGUCGGGCGGCGAAGCCACGCUACCGUGCGACACUCGAUCUCCCCAGCCGCCUGAUGCCCUGCUGCUCGUCGUGUGGUAUAAGGACGACGUGCCUAUUUACAGUUUCGAUGGGCGAGUGAAAGGGCCCACGGCACACUGGGCCGACGAUUCCCUUGGCGGUCGAGCGGCGUGGCUGCCGAGCUCGCCUACAGCGCUCAGGCUGCACCACGUGCAAGCCUCAGAUCGUGCCAUGUACCGGUGCCGGGUCGACUUCAAAGUGUCGCCCACCAGAAAUCAUAAGAUUUCUUUAGAUGUCAUUGAGUUACCAGAAAAACCGAAAAUAUUCGACGAAUUAGACAAGGAAGUGAGUGGCGUGGCCGGACCAUACAUAGAAGAUACCAGUCUCAAACUCACCUGUGUUGUAAGUGGAGGCAAACCAAUGCCACGCCUACGAUGGUGGCGGGACGACAAGCCUAUUCACACCCUGGAUCCCUUGCAAGAUGGUUCUGGGGUCAGCACACUUGAACUGAAGAUCCCUCGGCUUACCAGGGACUAUUUAGAAGCUGUGUAUACUUGCACCGCAGAUAACACACUUCUGGUGCCUCCGUUGAGGGUCAACGUGCAAAUACAGUUAUACUUGAGGCCACUAUUAGUGGAAAUCCUAGCAAGAGAACAGCCGCUGUCAGUUGGCCAAGAAGCUGAACUAGCUUGUAGAGCAGUGGGGGCGCGACCGCCGGCCAUCAUCACCUGGUGGCUCGAGGGGAAACAGAUGAAUGCUGAUGGACCACAGAAGAAUUCUGAAAACGGAAACGAGACGGUUUCGUUCCUGCGCUGGACUCCCCGAAUGGAGCACGACGGUCGAGUGCUGACCUGCCGGGCUACUCACGCCACCUUAGAACAUGUCACGAUUGAAACGACGAAGUCGCUAAGUUUGCAUUAUAUGCCUAUCGUGUCCCUACAAUUGGGGCCCAAACUGAACCCUAACGACAUUGAGGAGGGAGAUGACGUAUACUUUGACUGCAGUGUACGGGCACAUCCACAAGCCUACAAAGUUGUUUGGGAACAUAACGGCCAGAUUAUGACGCAUAACCAGCGGGCUGGCGUGAUAGCCGGCCAAGCCCACCUCGCUCUGCAGGGGGUCUCAAGAGAGAACGCCGGGAAGUAUGUAUGCACCGCAUCCAACGUGGAAGGAGACGGUCGGUCUGCGCCUGUUACACUGCAGGUCAUAUAUAAACCGGUGUGUAAGAAAAAAGCACCGGCCAUCGUUGGAGCAGCACUUCAUGAAGCAGCCAGAGUGACUUGCGAAGUGGAAGCUUACCCCGCUCCGAAUAACUUCCAAUGGAUGCUCAACAAUUCCAUGGGGACUGUAGAGUUGGAUCCUACAAAAUUCACAACAAAGAACGGCCAGUCGAUCCUCACAUACACUCCAACCACGGAAGGGGACUACGGGUCCUUAUCAUGCAGAGCUACAAACCUGGCUGGCCAGCAAAUGGAACCGUGUCGCUAUACGCUGCUGCCUGCAGUGAGACCGGACCCGCCUUUCAAUUGUUCGUCCGUGAAUCUAACCGAAGAUUCAGUUGAGCUGCGAUGUAUGGCUGGUUACGACGGUGGUCUGCAUACUCUAUACUUCGUCGAGGCGUGGGAGCACGGAGCGUUGUUGACGAACGCUUCAGCCAUAUCUCCCGCGUGGAAACUUCGCAAUCUGGGCUCCGGGAAAGUCGUGAAACUAGUUUUCUACGCGAGUAACGCCAGGGGGCGUUCGGAGACCACGAUGUUGCGGGUGCUAACGUUGUCUCGGCUGGCUUUACAUACUGAAGCAAAAACUACAAAUGUCAGCCCUCUGGAGGCGGGUUGGGCAUUGGGAAUCAUAGCUGGGACAGCGGGGACCCUGGUUGUUGUCGCCAUCGUAGCCCUGCUGGCGAGAAGGAGGCAUCAUAGGCCCAUGCAGUAUGAAGCUCCGAUUCAAACGGUGAAGGCAUACAUUGGAUCGAUCCAGAGCAACAACCAUUCGCCUAUUCAGCCAGAUGACAAAAAUCCGGACGUGAUACCCCUGGGAAAAGAUUUUAACUGCGCCCGUGAUGUGGAACGGCCACCCGAGCCCCCGCCCUACGGAGCCGUCAUGUCGCCGCCCGUGGGCUGCUCUCGAAGCGCACACAGCAUCCACCAGGACAUGCGAUCCAACACUCCACACACGCCGAACACUCCCGCCUCGGAUGUUCAGAGUAUCGGGACCUUAGCGGACGAUCGCCGCAGCGUAACAAGCGGCACUCUGUCAAGACGGAGAGAGGUCGUCACGACAAGGACUCCUCUUCUGGCGAACACGCGAGAGAGCUGCGUCUAGUCGGCAUUGACAAAGUGGACAGAACGCUCAGAAUUUUGAAUAGAUAAACAAAACACGAAUUUAUAAUAGCGUUUAUUAUAUUCAUUUUGAAAAUAGGUCCAUAUUUUAUUAUGUAUUGAACCGAUUACAUGUUUCGUUUAAAGCAUCGUUGUGCAACCUUACCUGGAAACCGACUCGAAGUUUUAAAUGUUAAUUUGUUUUUAAUAUAACUAUACGACCGUGACAUGAUCCGCAGUAUAUUAGGCUUACAUCAAUUUGCAGCAACACUUAAUCAAAUUUUGAAAUCAUAAUAGAAAAAAUCUUGAAUGCAUUAAAUUGAAAUUUAGUAAAUUUACAAGAAAAAUAUAAGAUUACUGUACUGCAUAAAGCGACCCAUGUUAUCCGAAGCAAUUCAUAGGUUCGUAAGUGGGCAUUUUCAGAAUUUGGGACCCCCAAUUAGCGUAAGUUGUUAACAAAAAUUAACUCACUGUCAGUUUUGUGACGUUAAUUAAGCAUGACAUUUCUGUAAAAAUAUUGUUUUUGUGUUAAUUACAUAAACUUUGAGCGAUUAUCUACAUUCAGAAUGUGAAGAAAGUAAAUUUUCAGACAGAUUUUAUGCUUAAUCUGACAUCGAGUUAAUUUUUGUUAACAACUAACGCUAAUUGGGGUGUCCCAAAUUCUGAAAAUGCCCAAGUACUUGAAGCUGUCAGAAGCGCGUCGGUUGAGUAAGAGCUACUCAGGUGAUUUGUACCUAUAAUAAGUUUUCGACGACGAUUAAAUGAAUACCGGUCAAAAUAUAAUUAUGAUUUGUAUCCAUGCCAGAGCACAUAAUCAUAAAACACUUUUAUGCCACUAACAAUAUAAAUUUUACAAGUAUUCAAAUCAUAAGUAUUUUCUAUCACACCUGCAUGUAAAUAAAUAUAAUUUCAAGUAUACAAUAGAUAUGUACUAUCAACAAAAUAUAAAUUAGUACAUUUCAAUGUAACUUAAGAAAAAAGUACCAAUCUGUUACCAAUAUACUUAGACGUAUUUCUGAUUUCGGUCUCCACACAACACAUGAUGAUUGAUGAUAGUCAGAUAUGUGUCUAAUUAUCUUGCUCUCAUAAUACCACAGGAAAUAAAUUUUAAAUCUCUAUAAAUAUUAACUACCUAUAUAAAACUCCCGUGAGAAAUAGACAUAUUUAAAAAUAUUUUAAGCGUAUAUUUUAUCGACUUAAUACGUAAGUAACUCGCUUAAAAUAUGUUUAAAUAUGUCACUAUAAAUAUACCAAAAAUGCAUAACACAAAUGACAAUCAUGACGCGUCGAUUGUUCAAAAGAAAAUUUAAACAAUGAAAAUGAAAAGUUUUCUUCUAUUCCUUUAAGUACGAAACAUUUUCAGUGUGAGUUUUAUUCACAUCGAUUGAUUUCUUACAUAUUUCUAGCAGGUGUGUUGGAAAAUAUUGUGUUGAAGGGGAUACUCACUCGCGUAAUAUGAUUUGACUGACGUUUACAAUGUCAAAACCCUACAACCGGGAUUAUAUCCUCUCAUCUAUAGACCAACCAAAAACGUUUUUGUAUAAAUGCGUUUUUUGGCAACAAUAAUCUUUUAUAAUAAAACAUUUUCAUAUCAAUUGCACAUAUUCACAAUCUUAAUAUCUUGGCUCAGUAAUGUAUAAAAUAUAUAAAGUUCGUGUGACUGAUUCGGUAUCUUUGUAUAAUAUUCUUUUUACGAGUAUUUUUUUGGCUUUCUAUUUAGUUGAUUUUUAUAUAAUACGAAAAGGUCUUUUGUUAAAUAAAUAUUUAUUUAACAUAUUUAUUUCAACAUGAAAAUGAAACAUAGGACAAUAAAUCCAUUACAUAAUAUUAUAAAGGUAACAUAACGAAAUAAUAAAAAAACAUUUAACUUCUUAAAAAAAACUAUCCGUUUCAUUAUUUAAUGUUACUGAA